Messenger RNA from Prosopis cineraria, 1075 nucleotides. Its product is annotated as ATP-dependent Clp protease proteolytic subunit 2, mitochondrial. The transcript is spliced from 3 exons. The coding region runs from base 69 to 797 and encodes 242 amino acids. Gene Ontology annotation, biological process: protein quality control for misfolded or incompletely synthesized proteins. The record is from RefSeq and is a predicted model, not a curated record. Gene Ontology annotation, cellular component: endopeptidase Clp complex. NCBI's taxonomy places the organism in Eukaryota, Viridiplantae, Streptophyta, Magnoliopsida, Fabales, Fabaceae. Gene Ontology annotation, molecular function: ATP-dependent peptidase activity; serine-type endopeptidase activity; ATPase binding.
UCGCUGAGACCGAAACCCUUGCCCUACUUGCUCUUCUGAGUUCUGAAUUCAGAUCAUAACUGCCUGCCAUGAGAGGCCUUUUCUCCACCAGCAAGCUGUUUGGCAGCGCAAGGGCAUUGUAUGGAAGAAGCAAUCAAAGCGCGCAAUGGGGUCGUGCAUACAGCCUGGUCCCAAUGGUGAUUGAACACUCAUCCAGAGGAGAGAGAGCAUACGACAUCUUCUCGCGUCUUCUCAAAGAGCGGAUUGUCUGCAUUAACGGACCCAUUUCCGACGAUACCGCCCACGUCGUCGUUGCUCAGCUUCUAUUCCUUGAGUCUGAGAACCCGUCCAAGCCCAUCCACAUGUACCUCAAUUCCCCCGGUGGUGCUGUCACUGCAGGCCUUGCCAUAUAUGAUACUAUGCAGUACAUUCGGUCGCCGAUCAACACAAUCUGCUUGGGCCAAGCUGCAUCUAUGGCUUCUCUCCUAUUAGCUGCAGGUGCCAAGGGUGAGAGGCGGUCUCUUCCAAAUGCUACAAUCAUGAUUCAUCAACCUUCAGGUGGUUAUAGUGGGCAGGCAAAGGAUAUCACAAUCCAUACAAAGCAAAUUGUUCGGGUUUGGGAUUCAUUGAAUGCAUUGUACACAAAACAUACAGGACAACCAUUAGAGAUUAUUCAAAAAAAUAUGGAUAGAGAUUGUUUCAUGACUCCAGAAGAGGCAAAGGAGUUUGGGCUUAUUGAUGAGGUUAUUGAUCAAAGACCAAUGGCUUUGGUGACUGAUGCUGUUGGUAAUGAGAGCAAAGAUAAAAGUUUGAAUUAGAACUGGCAGGGCUUUACUUUCAUUGCUAAUAAACCCUAUACAGCUUUUCAGGGAGCAUGAUUGGAGUUCUAAUUUCACAGUCACUGUAAUUGUAACUCUUUUACGUAUGUGAUACAUUCUGAAAUUUCGUUUGUUCUCAUGUUAGGUCUUUGUCUAUAUGUCAAUUUGUUUGUCUACAUACUAGUUUCUUAAUCUAGUUUAUGAAUCGUUAAAAUGUUAACUUGGUGGCAACACAAGAUUACUAAUAAUAUAGAUUUUGUCAGUUAGCUGAUUUUCAA